GUGAUGUAUCAGGUAGAAGGAUUUGUUGACAAGAAUAAUGACCUGCUUUACCGUGAUCUGUCCCAAGCUAUGUGGAAGGCCAACCACUCCCUCAUUAAAGCACUAUUUCCAGAAGGAAACCCUGUCAAGAUUAAUUUAAAGAGGCCACCAACAGCAGGUUCCCAAUUCAAAGCUUCUGUGGCAACAUUGAUGAGGAAUUUGCAAACCAAAAAUCCCAAUUAUAUCAGAUGUAUUAAACCUAAUGACCAAAAAGCAGCACACAUCUUCAGUGAUGCUCUUGUGUGCCAUCAAGUUCGAUAUUUGGGUCUGCUGGAAAAUGUCCGAGUCAGAAGGGCAGGAUAUGCAUUCCGUCAAACCUAUGAGCCUUGCCUAGAAAGAUACAAAAUGCUUUGCAAAGAGACAUGGCCACAAUGGAGAGGCCCCGUGAGAAUCGGUGUAGAGGUCCUUUUUAAUAAGCUGGAAGUCCCUGAAGAAGAAUACUCUUUGGGUAGAUCAAAAAUAUUCAUCCGCAAUCCAAGAACCCUUUUCAAAUUAGAAGACCUAAGAAAACAACGUCUUGAGGAUUUGGCUACCUUAAUCCAAAAAAUUUACAGGGGCUGGAAGUGCCGCACGUAUUUCCUUCUCAUGAAAAAAAGUCAGAUUGUGAUUUCCGCCUGGUAUAGAAAAUAUGCGCAACAAAAGAAGUACCAGCAGAUCAAGCGCUCUGCCAUCAUUGUACAGUCUUACAUCAGAGGAUGGAAAGCUCGAAAGCUGCUUCAUGAACUGAAGCACCAGAAACGCUGUGAAGAAGCUGUUACAACCAUUGCAGCCUAUUGGCACGGAGCUCAGGCCCGAAGGGAACUGAGGCGGCUGAAGGAGGAGGCUAGGAAUAAACUUAUUCAGAAAUACUUUUUGGAAAUGAAGAAUAAGAUGCCUUCUUUAUCACCAGUAGACAAAAACUGGCCAGCAAGGCCUUACCUGUUUUUGGAUUUAACUCAUAAGGAACUGAAGAGGAUAUUUCAUUUGUGGAGG
This is a messenger RNA of Protobothrops mucrosquamatus (brown spotted pit viper), 1011 nucleotides long. Its product is annotated as unconventional myosin-Ib-like. The transcript has 8 exons. The annotation marks the transcript as partial. Gene Ontology annotation, biological process: actin filament organization; vesicle transport along actin filament. Gene Ontology annotation, cellular component: plasma membrane; brush border; myosin complex. Gene Ontology annotation, molecular function: ATP binding; actin filament binding; microfilament motor activity. NCBI's taxonomy places the organism in Eukaryota, Metazoa, Chordata, Lepidosauria, Squamata, Viperidae. The record is from RefSeq and is a predicted model, not a curated record.